Molecule: messenger RNA, 650 nt
Organism: Entrophospora candida
Lineage: Eukaryota; Fungi; Glomeromycota; Glomeromycetes; Entrophosporales; Entrophosporaceae
Source: the annotation of a GenBank genome assembly
CAAUUUCUGAACCAAUUCCUAAAGAAGAAUCACCAUUUAUUCAUGUUCCAGCUCCAGGUCCAGGUCCUUGGGCUGUUAAAUCUAUACAAAAUAUCAGUUGGUGGUGUAUUGCUUGUAAACCAAAAGAUAAUGUAGAUAUCGUCAUUAUAAGAAACGGUUGUACUGUGGUAUUCCAAACAACUGGUGAAAACGCUAAUUCUGGCACGAAAUACUUUAAAAUUGACCCAAGAUGGGCUAUUCCAGGGAAUCAAUUCGUUGUUCGGGUAACAGUUCAAAGUGAUCAAACUGUUACUGGAAGUAGUACACCAUUUACCGUUUUUCUAACUAAAGAAUAUAUAGGUACUCAACUUAGACCCAUUCAAUAUUCAGUUCAACCAGUUGAUUCAGACAGCUUUCAUUUUGAUCUUCCAUUGGAAAAGCCCAUCCCUAUGGAAAAGAUGCAGUUUCAAAUACUAAAACUUUUAAAAAAUGUGAAAGAAGGUGACUCAGAAGAUGGACUUUAUGGAAGGGAUGGUGGAUUGUUAGAAAAAGCUGAUAUAAAUGAUCUAGACUUAGCCAAAUAUGAAUUGAUGACUGUUGAUCAAGUUGGACCACUUCCAUCAUUCCCUUUUGGUGCUUCUAAUGUACAAACAGCAGAAGAUUAUUCUUGA